Molecule: messenger RNA, 1203 nt
Organism: Diaporthe amygdali
Lineage: Eukaryota; Fungi; Ascomycota; Sordariomycetes; Diaporthales; Diaporthaceae
Exons: 2
Coding region: 1-1203 (400 amino acids)
Biological process (GO): aflatoxin biosynthetic process; positive regulation of transcription by RNA polymerase II
Cellular component (GO): nucleus
Molecular function (GO): DNA-binding transcription factor activity, RNA polymerase II-specific; zinc ion binding; sequence-specific DNA binding
Source: RefSeq, a predicted model, not a curated record
AUGUUCUGCACUCUUCGGCAUACGCGUGAGUCCGACGAGGUGUACACUUUCGAGAAGACCCCACCGCCGUACUCCAAAAAGCGCGGUACCAAAUUCGCUAAAGUCGCCUGCAUGACCUGUCGAAUGAGCAAGUUAAGAUGCUCCGGUGAGCUCUCUGGCUGCCAGCGAUGCCUGGCUAAGAAGAUCAAAUGCCAUUUCCCAGCCCCGCCGAAGAGCUCUGGCAGCACCCAGAACAAAGGGUGCUCAUCAGCGUCAGACCCGCCUCCUCAGGCGAAAGCGCCUUCUGAUACGACUGAGUCGACCACCGACGAUAGUAUCAGCGUAGUUGCAUCGUUCCACGAGGUACUGGAGGACAAUAGCAGCUUUGACUUCGAAGCAUCGACCUUCGCCCCAAUCGAGGAUGCCGACGCACUGCUAUUUACCGCUGAAUUCAGCCCGUCAGAGACAUCCGAGCACCCCACCGCGUUUACUACAGAUGCCAACAAGAGCAAAUUGCCUCAGGACGAAAUGAUUUGGGUGGAAGGAAACAUAGGUCAUGUCUUCAACAGUGGCAGCAGCAUGUGGGCGUCAUCCGAAGACAUACCUCAUACGUCUUCACGAGGGGAGAGCUCGGAAUUCUGUUAUGCUUGCCUCGCACAAGCUAUGAGAACCCAUGAGGCCGUUGAGGCGGCUGUUUGGGCUCAGAAGAACAGGGUCAAAGAUACCAACGAUAUACUUAAAGAACAAAAAAUGGCCAUGGUAGAGUGCAGGGAGCUUCUUGAUUGCCAGAAAUGCAGUAGACAGUCAGCUCAAAUCAUGCUGCUCUUGUCAAUAUGCGGCAAGAUACUAGGGUCCCUGGAAGCCGCAUUUUAUGGGCUCCCCGUAGGGAAGGAUGCAAAUGCUGGAUUGUCUCCACAUCAGACAUAUCUUAAGAGGAGGUGGACCACACCAGACGGCGGUCCCGAACCCCACGGGUCGUCAUACUACCUGCCGAUCUAUGGUAUGAGUAGCAGAAAUAGACGGCUAGACGACGAGGAUGAGCUUCUCGUACUACAAAGUUUGCUUAAGGCGCGUGCGGCGAUGCUGGAUGGUUUGUUCAGCAGGCUCCACAUUGUCAUCACUGCGCAUAGCUGGCCAGCCCAGCAAAGCCUCAUUCGGGAGCUCCAAAACCGCCUUAUAAAGGGCCCUUUGAUCACGGAGCCCGCAGGGAGGAUACCAGAAUAG